UUAAUCUCAGACGCCAAUCCCGAGUUGCCCGGAUCUUCAACAAGAUGGUUUGGCUUUUUUGGUCGGUCCCUUAUUCAUAGCAUGUAUGGUGUUCGACUCCAUUGCAUAUAGCAGCAUACAUGGGACGUCAUGAGGUGGUUAGGUUGCUGAUUGAACGAGGAGCGAACGUCGGCCUCCUUUCCUGUGGUAUCUGUCGGUGCGAAUCUACGAUAUGCUUUUCCCACCAUCCUCUACUCGAGAAAUAUCCAGCGAAGCAUUUGCCUUGCUCAGCAUUGCAUAUCGCAUUGUCGGAGAUGCAUUUACGCACGGCACAGUUAAUCAUUGAUUCUGAGGCACCCAUGUACCUAACUCCGCGACUACCGGCAGAGUAUAGUCAAACUAGGAAUAUCACACGACUCCGUGCUGCUUCUUCGAUAGAGCAUCGCUUAUUGGACAGUCCAUUUCAGGAUUUUCCUCCGACUAAGGCUGCCCCAGGUACUGAGAAAUUGUACAAACUCUGUCAGGAAUGGUUAAUCGCCAAAGAAUUCGCUGUUCCCGAACAGCCAGAUGAAAAGUCCUCGGGUUUGCAUACAUGCUUUACUAAAGGAUGCGGUCUCAUGUCAUCCGCUAUUGACAUUCAAAUAGCCUGGAGAAGACACGGCUUUUUUACGCCACUCAUUCACGUCUAUCUCCAAGAGCCAUGGGGUCAAAUACCGGAUUGGCGCCGUUUGGGAGCUCGCCAAAAGAUAAACAACAGAGACUCGUUGUUUGCAAGAAAGAGCCUGCCUUUAUUGCAGCUUCAUAUUAAUAAUGGGGCUGAUAUCGAAGCCGAGGACCCAAAUGAUAAAAGUACCACACCUAUCAUGGUCGCAGCUCGCAACGGUAGUAUAUGGGCCCUAAAUCUGCUCAUACCCCUUGGCGCAAACCUCAAUGCCAAAGAUGAAAGCGGAUUUACAGCUCUGCACGCAGCUUGCGUUUCGAUGAGGCCGGAAGUCAUUGCGAAGCUUCUCGAGCACGGAGCUAGAGUGAAUGCCGUCACUAAUCAUGGCGUGUCGCCUCUACACUUCUUAUGUUCCACCGCCUUCGGACAACAUCAACACGAGGAGCUGCUCAAAAUAAUUCAACUUCUUCUGAGCCAUGGAGCAGACCCCAUGAUUCGUGUAAACCGCACCAGCUUCAACUUUCAUCGGACUCAUUCUGCUUUAGAAGCAAGUCUUUUACACCGGAACUUUGAUGCUAGCAACUUACUAUUUUCAAAAUGUGAUAGGCCACUCAGUACACUAGAUAUAUGGGAUUUAUUUGAAAUCAUGCUUCGUUCACCCGAUAUGAGGAGUUUACACCUGAUCCUCAAGGCCGAUUCGCACGAAUUUAUCCUGGAAAGCUAUCAUUUUCUCUAUUGCCUCCUGAAAUCCCAGCGGGACGUAAGUGACAUGGUGAUGGUUCUACUCGACAAGGGCGUCCCUUUUAAGGAGCCGUUCAUAGACAGCACAAAUGCGGUCUACUGGGCUGUUACACGUCGGAAAGGGCCUGAGGUACUCAGGCGACUUCUUGAAGGCGGUACAAAUCCCAAUAUUAUUGUUGGUACGGGAACGUCAAUCCAAUGUCCGCUGCUUGAAGCAAUAAAGUUCAAGAAUCACGACCAGAGAAGAACCUAUGUCAAACUCUUAGUGGAAUAUGGAGCUGAUAUCAGUGUUGUGCGAAAACACCUCCCACUUUAUAUGGAUAUGACUGAACACAAGCUUCUGCACAAAACAGAAGGUGUGGCGGACAUUCUGUUCAACCCACACACUCUGCAAUCAUUGACCAUGGCUCAGAAAGUUCAAUUCAUGGCCGAGAUGUGCCAGUUGCCAAAAGCAAGGUUCCUAUCGCUAUUGUUAACAUCCAGUUCCACAGACAUAAUUCGGAUUUUUGCAGCUCGAUAUACACAUUCACUCCCUAUUUGGAUCUUGGAUGUCAGUUUGUGUCCUUCGGCAAACAGCCUCACAAUAGAGCACAUCGAUUUCGCCAUUGCCGCGUUAGAUGCAAUUGAACGACAUGGCGUAAGGUGGGAAUCGAGAGACUUAGUUUAUAAGCGGCGUGCUAUCGAGCUUCUGAGACGCCUUAUGAAUCCGCGUCGCGCUGUACCAAUCAGUCUCGGUGCAUCCUGGCGUUUGAGACAGAGGAUCAGCAUCGUUGACGCCAAUAGCAAUAGCCCAAGGAUUAGAAUAUCAGCACCAGAAUAUUCGGCCAGUUUUCCGCCGUGGAUAACUCUCGACGCAUUGGGUAGGCGGUUAAGAAGGGGAACUCGAAGGAUUCAUUCCGCUUCCACGUAGGUUGAAUAUUAUUGAGGAACUCGGUGUGUGCAGCAUAAGUUUCGGCUUUAUUCAUUAUAGAAUCCAUUCCCUACCUUUGGUAGUAAAUGCGUAUAACACUAACAUGCAGUUCUUCAUCGUCUAAAAUGGAGUAUUACUGGGGGUGAAGAUCUUCGAGCUAAUAUGAAAUAGGGCCCAUGUAUACAUACCUAGGCGGUGCUCUGUCAAACCGAGCGCUUGAAUAGCUCCUGUGCCGAAUACAACGU
This is a messenger RNA of Annulohypoxylon truncatum, 2536 nucleotides long. Its product is annotated as ankyrin repeat-containing domain protein. NCBI's taxonomy places the organism in Eukaryota, Fungi, Ascomycota, Sordariomycetes, Xylariales, Hypoxylaceae. The record is from RefSeq and is a predicted model, not a curated record. Bases 120 to 2291 code for a protein of 723 amino acids. Gene Ontology annotation, molecular function: protein binding. The transcript is spliced from 2 exons.